Rhodotorula graminis WP1 is the source of this 902-nucleotide messenger RNA. RefSeq lists its product as uncharacterized. The record is from RefSeq and is a predicted model, not a curated record. Gene Ontology annotation, molecular function: D-glutamate cyclase activity. NCBI's taxonomy places the organism in Eukaryota, Fungi, Basidiomycota, Microbotryomycetes, Sporidiobolales, Sporidiobolaceae. The transcript is spliced from 4 exons. Gene Ontology annotation, biological process: glutamate metabolic process. The coding region runs from base 40 to 855 and encodes 271 amino acids.
ACUCGCUCGCGACGCCGGCCCGCCCUCGACCCGGCUACUAUGACCAUCGCGCCUCGCCCCCUCACGCCCCUCGACGUGCGCCUGGCGUGCCGUAGCGGCCAGUGGAACGCCGCCUCCACCGCCGGCCACUGCGCCGGCUUUGUCCAGGCCAACCUCGUCGUCCUCCCGAGCAAGUACGCCGACGACUUUCGGGCCCUGUGCGCGCGCAACCCGGUCCCGUGUCCGCUCCUCGGCGAGACGGUCGCGCCCGGCAACCCGACCCUCCCGCCGCACCUCGCCGAGGACUGCGACGUGCGCACCGACGCGCCGGCCUACAACGUCUACGUCGGCGGCAACCUCGUCGCCACCAAGAAGGACAUCGUCGACGAGUGGCGCGACGACUCGGUGUGCUUCCUCAUCGGCUGCAGCUUCUCGUUCGAGGCGGCCCUUACGGCUGGUGGCCUGACGCCGAGGCAGAUCGAGAUCAGCAAGAACGUGCCCAUGUACAAGACGCGCGCGCCUCUCGCAGCGGCAGGAGUGUUCUCGGGUCGCAUGGUCGUCUCGAUGCGACCGUAUCUGCCGUCGCAAGUCGAGCUCGCGCGUGACCUCACGCGCCCGUUCGUCCGGGCGCACGGCGAGCCUGUCGCCUGGGGCGCAAAGGGCGCCGCCGAGCUCGGCAUCGACGACCCGCUCGGCGAGAGCCCCGACUUUGGCGAGGCGAGCGAGGUGCGAGAAGGCGAGGUCCCGGUGUACUGGGGUUGCGGCGUGACGCCUCAGAACGUCAUCAUGGAGUCGAAGCUGCCCGAUUGCGUCCUCGGGCACGCACCAGGGCACAUGCUCGUCCUCGACCUGCGGGACGAGGAGGUCUGUGCCUAGUCGAAUCGGCGACACAUCAGCUGUAUUACCAUGUCGCUCACCUCUGU